AUGCACUACAAGAAAUUUUAUUUUUCCUUUCGCUGUUUCAUCGUUUUUCUUUCAUAUUUCGUUAUUCGUUCUUUCUCCGGAUUUUUCUUUCUUUUGGUGAUUUUCAUUCUUUCUUAUUUACUUGUUUCUCUUCCUCGUUUAUUAUAUUCUUCAGGAACUUUUCUUUCUUUGAAGAUUUUCAUACUUUUUCUCUGUCUUUUUUUCUCUUGCUUUUGUAAUUUCCGUCAAGAUUUUUUUUUCUUCAUUUCUUUGAUGAUUUUCAUUCUUUUUCUCUCUCUGCUUUGGUCUUUCUUUUGCCAUUUCCGUCAAAAUUUUUCUUUUUUUGAUGAUUUUCAUAGUUUCUUAAUCUAUUUUUGUCUUUCUUUUGUAAUUUCUUCAAAAUGUUUCUUUUAUUCUUUGAUAAUGUUCAUAAUUACUUCUCUAUCUAUUUUUUGUCUUUCUUUUUUUUAUUUCCGUUGGUUUCGAUCCACGUUGAAAAUCAGCUUACGUCGCGCUGUAGGAACGGAGCUCCGACGUAACUCGAGGACCCCCGUAUUUUUGUUCUCUUUUUCAUCUUAUAACCUUCUUUCUUUCUUUCUUUCUUUCUUUCUUUCUUUCUUUCUCUUAUACCCUGUCUUUCUUCAUUUUAUACGUUUCUUUCUUUCUUUCUUUUAUACACUUUCUUUCUUUUUUCUUUCUUUUUUCUUUCUUUCUUUCUUUCUUUCUUUCUUUCUUUCUUUCUUUCUUUCUUUCUUUAUCUUAUACCCUGUCUUUCUUCAUUUUAUACGUUUCUUUCUUUCUUUUAUACACUUUCUUUCUUUUUUCUUUCUUUUUUCUUUCUUUCUUUCUUUCUUUCUUUCUUCAUUUUAUGCCGUUUCUUUCUUUCUCCCUUUGACUCAUUUUAAUAUCUCCUUCUUUUCUUAUUUUCCUCCUCCUUUUCUAUCGCCCUAUUCAUUACUCAACGUAGACCUCUCUCAGUUUAUAUUAAAAAUCACUCUCUUUCUCUUUCAUCUAUUAUUUAAUUGUUCUUCUUACUCACUCACUCACUCACCCACCCACUCACUCACUCAUUUACUACCCCCCCCCUCUCUCUCUCUCUCUCUCUUCAUCACUGUAUAUUUUGUAUUCGACAUCUAUCAAUCCUCCUCCUACCUGUCUUCUAUCAGUAAGUAUCACAUUUCAGUAUCGUCCUCACCACUCCGACACCCUUAG
Molecule: messenger RNA, 1191 nt
Organism: Acanthosepion pharaonis
Lineage: Eukaryota; Metazoa; Mollusca; Cephalopoda; Sepiida; Sepiidae
Source: the annotation of a GenBank genome assembly